Artibeus jamaicensis (Jamaican fruit-eating bat) is the source of this 4579-nucleotide messenger RNA. RefSeq names its product zinc finger CCCH-type containing, antiviral 1 like (gene ZC3HAV1L). Lineage: Eukaryota; Metazoa; Chordata; Mammalia; Chiroptera; Phyllostomidae. The transcript has 4 exons. The coding region runs from base 41 to 937 and encodes 298 amino acids. The record is from RefSeq and is a predicted model, not a curated record.
GGAUUUCUUGCUGGGCCGCGCAGGGAGCCGCGCCGAGAGCAUGGCGGAGCCCACCCUCUGCUCCUUCCUCACCAAGGUGCUGUGCGCCAACGGCGGCCGCAUGUUCCUGCAGGACCUGCGCGCCCACGUGGAGCUCUCGGAGGCCAGGCUCCGGGACGUGCUGCGCCAGGCGGGCCCCGACCGCUUCCUGCUGCAGGAGGUGGAGGUGAAGGACGGCCCCUGGGACGCAGAGGCCGAAGUGGCGGCCGGCGCCGUAGUCGGCGCGGUUGGCCGCCCCAUGGCCUGCAGGGUGGUGGCGGUGUCCUCGGCGCGCCUGUGCGCCCGCUACCAGCGCGGCGAGUGCCAGGGCUGCGACCAGCUGCAUUUCUGCCGCCGUCACAUGCUGGGCAAGUGCCCGAAUCGCGACUGUUGGUCCACCUGUACCCUUUCGCAUGAUAUCCACACACCUGUCAACAUCCAGGUCCUGAAAAACCACGGGCUUUUUGGCCUCAAUGAAGCCCAGCUUCGGAUUCUGCUUUUACAGAAUGACCCCAGCCUUUUACCAGAGGUCUGUCUGUGCUACAACAAAGGCGAAGCCCUGUACGGUUACUGCAACCUCAAGGACAAGUGCAACAAGUUUCACGUGUGCAAGUCCUUUGUCAGGGGAGAGUGCAAGCUGCAGAAGUGCAAACGGUCCCAUCAGCUCAUCCACGCAGCCUCCCUGAAGCUGCUGCAGGACCAAGGGCUGAAUAUCCCCAGUGUCGUUAAUUUCCAGAUCAUCUCUAUCUACAGGCACGAGAAGCUGCACAAGAUACUCGAAAAUAAAGAUAAUUCAGCUGCUUCUGCUGAGCACGCACAGGGCCCUGAGAGACAAGGAGGACCCGUUGCCGCGGCUGCAGAAGCCCGUCCCCCAGUGUCUGUCCCUGCCCAGUCAGCCAAGAAGCCAGGUAAACCCUGAAGGACCUCAGUGAAGUUAGAAGAAGCUUCUCCGAUGGGAAGGUCUGAAAACAGACCUUCUGUUGAACUUUGAUUUGUAACUGUUCAUUCACUGAAUGGUCUCUUUAAAAUACCUGCCUCACGGGGGUGUUGUGAAGCACAUGGAAAAGGAGGCCUUGUCCGAUUUGGAGGAUAAGGUUGGGGAUGCAGCCGGAGACGGAGCAGGCAAAGUGAGGGUAAAUCCUGAGCACGGGUGGGACUAAUGCAGGGCGAGCCCUGGACGUGGCAGCUUCUGCCCGCAGUUCCUGAGCGCUCUUCCUGGGCUGGCGGGAAGGUCCUGCGCAUGCAGCUUCCUGCCGACCUGCUCGGUGUCCCAGCCACGUGUUUUCUGUGUGCCCAUGUAUGCAGUUUUGGAACGUCAAGUUCAUGUCCUUUCUUUUCCACGGAAUGUGCCGUAAGCGUCCUGCCGUAUAUGUUCAUGUUUAUCAUGCACAAUCAUUUUUAUGCACAGAAACACGAAUAUAUCACAGUUUACUUGUUCUCCUUAUUCUGGGAUAUUUUGAUGCCAACAAAUUUUGAAUAUAACUCUUAAAAUCCACACAACAUUGAAUUUUUAGAGUUAGUCCUUUGCUUCGCUUAUAGUUGCAAAAUGAGAGUGCCUUUUGCAUUUCUUUACAUUGAGGUGCAGGUGAAUAUUUUUCUGCGGGUACUUUCUGUAGGUCUUUCUUUGGUGCAUUUUGUACAUGCCCUUUAACUACUGGGGCGUGUGACUACCUCCUCUGUGCUGCUGUGGGAUGGCCUUCAAUUAGGCGCCUUAAUUUUUAUAAAAGGAUGGCAACCGUGUUGUGCUCAUAUUAACAUCCAUCUCUUGUGGCUGCACCCUCAGGCAGCACAGAGAGUAUGUAACUUUUGGGUGCUGAGCACCAGUUUCUACCUCACUCUGUCUACUUGGUUUUUAUUAAACUUUGACCAAAGCCCACUUGCUGUGCUUUGAAGGAUGUGUAGUACAUCCAUUCCUCAAAAUUGUAUUCAUUCUUCUAUGGAUCGGGGUGGACCAUUGGAGACUUAUAUACCUCGCCCAUUGCAUGUUGACGUUCCCCUUCCUCCCCUCACUGUUCCCUCACCCAGAUGUCUUCCUUGAGUGAUGCUUAGAUGUUUGCUUCUUUGCUUUUAUCCCCUGACUGGGAAUCAAACCAGCAACCUUUUGGUUCACAGGCUGGGACUCAGUCCACUGAGCCACACCAGCCAGCUUGGUUCUCAUCAAAAGGUACCACAGGAAAGCAGCUUUAUGAAAUCCUCCCCCGAGUUUGCCGUACCAAUAUCCCAAAUGUCAAUGUGUACAGUGUUUUUAGAAAUACCAAACUGUCCUGCAAUAACAUUUGAGAAAAAGGGGCAAGGUAGUGAGUUUUUUAUACAGCUAAGUUUAUUGAAUUGAGAAAAAAUGUUUGUCAUACAGUUCUCUCUUUUGUGUUGGGGUAGGUGUCCAAAAAGCGUCCUUUGUGAAGGGAGGGAUUGCUGUGUUCUCUCCUAUUGGACAGUAAGAGUCACGUGACUUAUGUUAAUCUUUUCACUUUGGUUGUCAACGUCGAUGUUUCUGAAAGCCCUGAUGUCAGCAUAUCUCGUUUCUUCUUUCCUAGUUCUGAUUUCUCCUGGUGCUAUUUUUUUCUUAAAAAUAUUUUUGCAUUUUAUUAUCCUCAUUAUCUACAAUUUAUCCUUUUCUUAUACGUAUUUUUGUUGUAAGCCAUCUUCAAUUCCUUAAUGGAAACAAAAUAGUAUGUAAGUGCAUAUUCUUUGCAUUAAGAGACUUGGUAGGCUUUUACGCUAUUGUUUUUUAAAUAUAUCUUAUAAUUAUGCUUUUAUAUAUGAUGUUAGCGACCCUAUGUAAUCCUUGUUGCAAUAUUUUAUCCAGUUCUAUAAUAUUCCAUUUUAAUCUUAGUUCCUUGGUAUUCAUGUUGUCUUAUUUUCAUCUGAGGAUCAGCUGUUAGAGAAUUGUCAUGUGAGACUUGGAGACAAGUUUCCUUCACCAAUUCACUGGGGGCUUUGAGAGAAGGCCACACAUCUCUGGCCUCCACGGAUUCAGCAUAUUCUAAACUGAGUGAUCACCUUUUCUCCAGACUUGUUCUUCUUUUUGUUUUCUAUUUUGGAGUGUCAGCACCUAAGGACUUAAGCCAGAAACCUGCAAAUGGUCCUGUACUUUCUUUCUCCUUGUUCCCAGUGUCGGGUUGGUUACAUAGUGUUGGAGACUUUUCCCCUCAAAGAGCUCUCAAAUUUUUAUUCUUUGUCCGUUUUUUUUUUCCCGUUCCCUACAGACUGCCUUGUCUUAAACCCUCGUCACCUCUUACAGAACUCAGUGAUUUUCAGGCCACGUCUUGGAAGUUUUUUGUGGGAGUUGCUAGGUGACUCCUCUUCAACGAUGGUAGCCCCAUUUUAAUUUUAAUUUAAUCUUUUUAUCUUCACCUGAGGACAUGCUUAUUGAUUUUAGAGAGAGAAAAAAGGAGGGAGAUAGAGAGGGAGAGAAACAUCCAUCAGCUGCCUCUUGUGCAUGUCCCGACCAGGGACCAGACCCACAACCCAGGCAUGUGCCGUAACCGGGAAUCAAACCCGUGACCUUUUGGUUUCUGGGAAGAUGCCUAACCAACUCACUAGGCAGGGUGCCUUUUUAAUUUUUAAUUAGUAGAGGAUUUCACUGAUUUCCUUACCACCCUUCUCCCCCUCUGUCUUCUCUUCUGCUCUCUGCUUGCUCUUUUGAAAUUCAGACCCAAUCAUACCGCUUUUUCCUGCCAUAAAGUUUAUCAGUCCCUAUCAGGAAGGGUUGGAGUUACACACUCCCAUGGCCCCAGGGACCAGAAGGGUGCGUGACUGGAAGCGGUGAGCUGGAUGUAAGAGGACUGGGGACAUGCUGCGGCGAAUCGUCCCGUCUGCAAGGGGCACCUGCCUCUCGUCUCCAUGUGGGAAUGUGGCCCGGUCUGUCAUAUUGUCCAAGUUGACAAAAGAAGCCAGAAUCCAAAUUUUUAGAAGAAAUUUUCUGGUCUUAAAUACCGAGUUUUUAAAAUGUUGACCAAUGUCGUGGGCACGGACCUGCUUGCAAUCUUUUGGAACCUGCCCUUUGAUCUUGCACUCUGAGUCCGUGAGCGAUGCUCCCCUCGGGGCGCUCUCUCCCCCCACCUGCCCCCAAACCUGGUAAAAUUAGAUGCUUUAAAAUGUCCAGUUCACCUCUCCCGACCCCAAGAGAGUUCUCAGAUCCCCAGUGUAGCAUUUACCUCCUUACAUGGCAGUGCCUUCUGUUUUUAUUCCUUAGCUUUGAGCAAAAACAUUAUUUAUUCUUCUUGGUGAUUCUAACACUUGAUAGUUAGAUAUUUUUCAGCCUCAUGAUGAGUGAACUCUGCACUUGAAUCCAUCCAGUCAUUGUCAUAUUGCUCUUCUGCAUUAUUUUUUUCCCACAUAUAUAUUUUUAAUAUUCAAAAAAACUUUUCCCCCGCAGAAAAUGUAUUGUAUAAAGUAAACAUUCUAAUUGUCUAGGUCUAAAAUGAACACUUGAAGAAAAUAUUUGUCUUUUAGUGAAUUGCCUUUGUUCUAACAGUGUUUAGAAGACCUAUUUUUUCUAAACUUAUAGCUGCAAAAAUAUUCGUCUUUUCUUACAUAUCUCUAUUUUGUGUUAAAAUUG